Hypoxylon trugodes is the source of this 2969-nucleotide messenger RNA. RefSeq lists its product as uncharacterized. The record is from RefSeq and is a predicted model, not a curated record. Lineage: Eukaryota; Fungi; Ascomycota; Sordariomycetes; Xylariales; Hypoxylaceae. The transcript has a single exon. The coding region runs from base 144 to 2660 and encodes 838 amino acids.
UAUACGCUCUCGUGAAGCGUCGUCACGAUAGUCGAAUUAUUUCGAAUUACCAACGACCCGGGAAAUACGGUCCCGGGUUGAGAAUUCGACUAACUGGACCACGGGAAUAAAUUGAUGCGUUUCUAACGCUCCAAUUAUACAUCAUGUAUUCACCAAUGCCGGUUUACGCAUAUAAUAGGGAGUCGCGGCCGCGAGCGCCUAAAGAUGAUAUAUCUUCGACCCCUGAGUUUGGGCACCCAUCGAUAGCAUCCCCUCCCAACGCGUCGGUUCCUCAUAUUCACCACGGCAUUACCGAUUUCUUCGAGCCAGCGAUUGAUGGCCCCCCGUCGCCGGAACGCAUCCGAGCGUUCAGCAAUCAGAUGAAGCGCAACUCGAACGCUGACAAGCACCGAAGCGAAUUGACGACAUCAUCAGGUUCCUCCUCACGACUUUCGGCCAAUUCAGAUAGACCGUCUUGGAAUCAGAGCGUAGAAAGCCUUGGUUUAUCGAGAAACCCAUCUCAAAGGUCCACAUCAAGCGGCGUCCCGUCGCGUGAACGACCUGACAGCGUACAAUUCUUCGGCAAGGCAAUUUUUAACCGUAGCAAGGGUAAAUUGCGCAGGGAAGGUAGCGAUCAUAAUAGCUCGAAUAGUUCACUGGACGCGGUCGACAUGCCGGUUGACGUCGCGUCGGGUACGCUCAAAGAGCAACCCUUCAUACAAUCCGUAUUCGCGCGAAGGAGGGCAUUGAGAGGAGAAGCUGUACCGACCACACAGAAGAAGUUGCAAAUUUCGGGACCUUACAACUUCCAACACGUUACACAUACACACAAGGAUAGCGUACCUGACUUAGACCGGAGAAAUCGCAUGGAUCUUGUGUCUGAGUUCUCCAGCAUGCGACCACGAAGACCCACCGACGCGUCGUUAAACCGUUUCCAACCCGACGAAUCACAAUUCUCAAAUUUAUCUUCCGAGAGUUUUUACCACCAGGAAGACCCAUCGGCGGGAUUGGGGGCGCAAUCGCGGGAUAAAGCAUUACCACCACCGCCGCCGCCUCCAUCACCCCCAGUGCGGUCAGCGAAGCGAAGUCAAUCACAAGACAAAAUCCGCUUCGCACCCCCGCGUCCUCCCAGGUCCCCUGUUGACAAUAGUGGCAUGGCACAUAUACCGCCAAGGACAUCUAGUCGUGUCUCGGUGCGACACGAUAGGUUUGGCUCUUUGUCUGGCCUGGCUGUAGAACGACCUGCAACAGUUACUGGCUUCCGAAAGCCAUUGCCGUUCGCACCCACUUCACCACAGAGACAGCCACCUGCGCCGGUUUCACCUGUAGUAGAAUCAGAGCAAGAAGAAGCCGCGGCAACGCAAUCGAUUGCUCAUGCUAUCACUACACCAGACGAUGCCGCGUGGCCCCUGUCUAACAAUGUAACCCCCUUGCCUGAUGUUCCGGAGGAGGAAGAACACCACGCAUUAACUCGCCCGCAUCGCAUGAGCGUUGCCAGCAACCACUCUUCUCUAAGAGGUAGUAUAUCGGUCCCAUUGCUUCGGCAGUUUUCCAUGUCCCAAUCGCAUCAAAGACCGCCUAGCAAUGCCUCGGAGACUUUGGGCAAAUUUGACUUAAUCAGUGCCCAGCGCGCAAUCCGCGCGGGCGCUCACGAUGACCAAUUUGCUGAUGACGCCGACCCAUUGAGUUGGGAGGAUGAUAUUGACUACUGCUAUGAGCAUGAAGCCGAAGCUGAUUGCGACUUUGCCUGGGAACGACCGUCAGUUGAUAUUGUGCGGCCAAUGGAGCCUAAGGGGAGCCAAGCCAUGGGCGACCAGACCGAGACCAUUCUAACUUUUGGCGGUCUUUCACCCGGCCUACUAUCCCCUGGUAGCUCGGAUAUGCCCGUACUAAGCCCAGCGAGCCAGCUAUCUACUUCCACACAACACGAAGCUAUAACUCCUACAAACUUGCCCGUCACUGCAACAUCCAACUUUUCUCUCCCACGACGGGAUGGGUCGCACCCCCGGAACCAGUCCCCCGAGAGCAAGUUCAAGGAAGCUCAAGGUUUCAGCUUGUCGCCAUCUCUCUUAAUACCGAAUGAUUACCACCAGCAAAUGCUUCAAUACGAGAGGGACGACAUGCAAGACAGCGACGACGAGGAUUUCCUCAUUCAAGGAAACACGCUCAAUGAUGAACCUAUUAUGAAGUUUGGCAAAACCAUCAAGCCGUCGAAUGCGCGCUCAAGUGCCUCGACUACUGAUUCCGCGCUGUCGGAACAGUCCAUGACUUCCAGUCGUCAUAAGUCCACUACAUCAACUUCUACAGCAUACACACGCUGGACUGGCAGCAGCACCUCUAGCUGGACAGCUCGCGACUCGCACCCUGUCCCGCAGAAGCCUGCUGUUGACACUGUGCCUUCCGCCAUUGUUCAGCCUUCUGGCAAGGUGAUCACGCCUCCCAACUUCAAUGAACCUAUGGUCUUAAAACAAGACCUCAACCGUGAGAAGCAUUCGCGAACGCAAUCGCACGCUGAUCUCUUAAUGAGGUCCAACUUCGGAGGCGCCCCUCCUGCUGAGCCUAAACCGACAAGCCAGACAGUUAGGACUCGACGACGGGCUAGAACAACUAGCCGAAGCCACGCUUCUCCUCAAUUUGCCCUCUUCCCAACUGUCACUCCUACUCCUGGUGGUCGCUUUUAAAUAACCAUCAACAUCUAUACUACCCCUUGUUAUUAUAUACUACUCACUGUACUUAAACCCGCAUUUAUCUGCCUACCUACACUCACUACAAUAGCCUCCAAUUAUCUUCCCUAUCUACAAAUCAUCUACUAUGUUCUCGAACAAAAAGUUUCUCGGCUUCGGAUAUAGACAUACAACGGCCUAUGAGCCGUGGCGUUAAGGGCACACCCAUCACUUGUGCUUUUCAUCAAUUCGCGUCUUUGUGUUUGGUAUAGACAUCAUCAUCGGCUUGGCUUCCACGGAUCGGAUUUUACGGACUGGGGGGGUAUU